Morchella importuna is the source of this 1614-nucleotide messenger RNA. RefSeq lists its product as uncharacterized. The record is from RefSeq and is a predicted model, not a curated record. Bases 1 to 1614 code for a protein of 537 amino acids. Lineage: Eukaryota; Fungi; Ascomycota; Pezizomycetes; Pezizales; Morchellaceae. The transcript is spliced from 6 exons.
AUGUUUAAAGCCUAUAUACCUGACGCAGAGAGAACCCCCGUCUGGGAAAAUAUUGGCGAGGUUCUUCCCUCACAGGUGGAUUGGAGAGUGUUGCGAAAUGAUACCGACGGCCGGGGUGGAGUUUCUCUUCCGGAGGUUCCUGUUGACAGCUUGAGCAGUUUACUAGCUAUUCUACAGGCACCUAUAGGAAUAAAUCCCAAUGAGUAUAAAAUACUCCUGUUCAGUGCUGUGCAGAAUUGCAACAAGCCACUCAUCGAGGUACUUCUCGAUAUGUACGAGUACCCAGGGGGGCAUAGGGAAACAGUUGGCGGUCAAGAUUUAAUUCUUGAGGCCUUGUACACUGCAAUUCGCACCCGCAACUACGAUAUCGUAUCCGUGUUAAUCGAUCGGGGAUUUAAAUCCGGUGAGAUUAGUAAGGUUAGUCGCAGUGCGAAAGGCCAUCCCUUAGACUUCCCCAUUGAGAAGAGUGAUAAGGAGAGGGUGUCAUUGCUCCUAUCUGUAGGAGCAACCCCGGAUCCCAUCAACAUCCGGUCCUGCCUCAUCAGACAUACAAAAGACAAUGAUCUACUUAAUAUUCUGCUUCCGGACUGGACAGCCGAGGGUAAAACCAUCGAAACUAUACCCAUGAUACAACUUAUCAUGCGGCAUGGGGGUCUCUGUGCGUUGGAGACACUGUUCGAUAAGUGGAGUAGUACCACUGAAACCACCCUUUGCCCUGAAAAAUCAUCCGCUCCUGUAUGGUAUCAAGAUCACCGCACCAAGAUAGAGGCGCUGCUUUCUCGCGGGGUAACUCCUGGCCUCACCCUUAUUGAGAACUGCCUAACGAGAUGCAAAAAGAAUAAUACUCUACUUGAUAUUCUCCUUCCGGACUGGAUGACCGAGGGUAAGGCCAUCGAAACUAUACCUCUGAUACAUCUAGCCUUACAGUCUGGCAGGUUCUGCACAUUGGAACCAUUAUUAGACCAGUUCGGUAGUACCAGUGCAAGCAUGGCACACUUCUACAAACUAUCUGCUGGAAUUGGCCUCGAGCAGUACCGAUCACUACUAUGCGAGGCUGCUGCUUUGGGUAAAAGGUCAUCUCUCCGGAUACUUUUGGAUUAUUACAAGCACCUAGUAGGUCCUAUAAGCGCGUGUUACAUAACACCGCAUGGGCCUACCAGUGUUCCAGAAGAUAUACUGAUUGAGGCGUUGUACGAUGCGGUAUCGCGACCCACAGAUGGCUAUGUGAUCGUAAACUGCACCGCCGUUUAUGAUUGCAUAGCCCGGCGGGAGAAAGACAAUAAACUGCUGGGGAUCUUGAUUCCAGACUGGAUGAUGGAUGGUAAAGCCAUCGAAGGUAUACCACUCAUAGAUCUUGUUGCAGAGUUUGGGGAUGCCUGUAUGUUGGAGCCAUUAUUAGAUCAAUUUAAUGACACUAGCUCACUAUCGACCGUCACCGAAAUCCUGUUUGAUCUUGCGCAACGGUCCCUUCAACCCACAGGAUACGACAGAAUUACGACAGACCGGACAGGGUGGCUCAGUGUCCGUUACCCAACACAGUUAGCUCCCAGUAGAACGCAGCAGGGUCCAAUUGUUGAUACAUCGGACGAUUAUAAUUCCAAAUAUAUUUUGUGA